Messenger RNA from Nilaparvata lugens (brown planthopper), 1192 nucleotides. RefSeq lists its product as uncharacterized. The transcript is spliced from 3 exons. The record is from RefSeq and is a predicted model, not a curated record. The coding region runs from base 835 to 1032 and encodes 65 amino acids. NCBI's taxonomy places the organism in Eukaryota, Metazoa, Arthropoda, Insecta, Hemiptera, Delphacidae.
AAUAUUUAAUGAUUUUCAACUACUUGCAGACAUUAUGAAGAAAUCCAAGAGUUCAUUUACUGUUUGAACUACACCAGACACUCAAACUGGCCUACUUUACUCUACAUGGAAAGCGAAAUUCCCGUUUUCACCUCACAGAAUACAAUCAUGAAAUAGAGUAACAGUGGGUCGCUCUUUGUUCAGAAGCAACGGAGGAACGCCGCAGCUAUCAAUGACGGAAAUGCACAGUCGCUUCCAUCUCUGUCUGAAAUUUCCUCAGCUGUGUCAUGAUGAGGGAUGGGAGUUACAGGUGAAAGAGUGAGGGAUGCAGAAGAGCGAUGAGAGAAGUGCAGAUGGGGAUGAUGUGGGUCUGUGCUGUGGAUGGGAAAUUGCAGAAAGGGUUGAUGGUGAGGGGUCAGUAGCGGUAGUAACUGCAGCUACCUGUAGAUCUACUCAGCAGCGUGGUCCUCUUCUGCGCAUGCUCAGAAUCAAUUCGCUCAGACUUCAGUCGCUCCGUCGGUCUCAACCAAGACGUGUCGUUGGCACACUUCAAAACUAGAACUGGUUUUUCGUGAAAAGUCGUCGGGAAAUUUCCAUUUUGAGCAACUUGUAGCCAACAACUGAUAAUUACCUAUGUGUAUUCGGUUCUAUUGAAUAAGUGGAAUUUGUUUCGCCGUGUGUCCAGUUUAGCAGAACGUAGUGAAUUGUUCUGAAACAAAUAAUAUUAUAUUUUUGGGAAUAGUGUGGAAUUUUCGGAAAACUGAAUGUUUUGUGACAAUGUGAAUAUUGUUGAGUGUUAAUCUCUGCUGCAAAUUAUCGAGCUCUCCAAGGUAGUGGCGACAGGUAGGCCUAGUGAUGGAUGGUCGAGGUGCUUUCAGACGUAAGCGCGGCCGGCUGGUGCGGUGGGAGCGCGUGUGUGAGUGGAGCCAGCAGGCUCACUUCAGUCCGUGGGAUGUGUUCGUCAGAGACUCCCUGCUGCAAAUCGCCUGGCCCAUGUCUCUAUCAGCUGAGGUCGACAUGUUCGGAGACCAUGGGUCUGUCAAGCUCAGGUGAGUCUCUACAACUAAUAAGCUUACCAGCUCUACUAGUCUCUCCUGAAUCAAAGUGAGUGUUAACAUUUCACAUAGCUUGUACUCACAACUUUUAUCCAUCAUUUUUCAUGUACAAUUUCAUCUCAUCCUUGAUCUUGAAUUCUCUUUUUCAGUUUUGAAUA